Messenger RNA from Caenorhabditis remanei, 918 nucleotides. RefSeq lists its product as uncharacterized. NCBI's taxonomy places the organism in Eukaryota, Metazoa, Nematoda, Chromadorea, Rhabditida, Rhabditidae. The transcript has 8 exons. The coding region runs from base 1 to 918 and encodes 305 amino acids. The record is from RefSeq and is a predicted model, not a curated record.
AUGGUGUUCGUUGUGAAAACUCAUCUGAUGAUCAUAUUCUUCGAGAUGCUAACUAAAACAUUCGCUCCAAUUACUAAUCUUUUCAGUCAAGUCACUAUAUUCUGUUUACACCUCUUGCGUGUACUAAGGGCAAAGAUGAGUAUUGCCCAUGAAAAGGAACUACACAUUAAUGAAAACGGUGUGUACCCUGUUGUCAAAAAGCUACCAUCUCCUCUCUGCUGUUUUAAAGUCAUGCAUAUCAGGACCGGAGCGCUAUGGAUUGCCUACUGUGAAAUUAUGUGGAUAGUGUCUCAGUGCUCAUUUUGGACAGCUGAAAGCGUAGUGAGGGAAGCGUUCCCUCCCUAUGUUAUAAUAGCGGGUUUUGCGUUUACCUGCAUUCAACUAGUUCUGGUAUUCUUCUUAAUUCAAGGAGUUCGAACAUUCCGUUUGGCAUAUAUUGAAGUCUAUAUGAUAGGUGUCUGUUGUCGAAUGUUUAUGUUUCUCUCAUUCUUCCUGACAUUAUUGUUUUUCUUUGUUAUAACAGAUGACGAAGACCAAGAAACAUCGGAUCAAUUCUUCCACCGCUUCCUGAUUCUAAAAAUGAUAUUCACAUGCGUCUACACUCUUCUCAAAGCCUAUGCACUAUACACUGCGUACCGAUUGACCCCAUUGAUUUCAGCCAUGUGCAACGUCUCGACAGCAGUCAUAAUACUCUUCGCUCUAUGCUUUCAUCAAACCAUGAGUGCCGGCUUUAUGGAUGCCGAAUCUGCGAUCCAACUGCCACGUCGGAGCGCCGAGAUGUACUGGGUAAACCGUGCAAUGCCAAACAAGUACCGGAAAUACCGCACCUACAGUGUUCUCCAGUCAAUGGCGCCGGAGGAUAAGAAGCGCUACAGUGAACAGCUGAAGCUGCGUCUUGCUCAACUCACCCAACACUGA